Messenger RNA from Botrytis byssoidea, 351 nucleotides. RefSeq lists its product as uncharacterized. The record is from RefSeq and is a predicted model, not a curated record. The transcript has 2 exons. Lineage: Eukaryota; Fungi; Ascomycota; Leotiomycetes; Helotiales; Sclerotiniaceae. Bases 1 to 351 code for a protein of 116 amino acids.
AUGCAUAAUCUAACAUCGAGAAAACUUGGCGGACCAUCGGGUAUCCUCAUCCCUCCUUAUCGUAUCCUGGGAAAGAUAGAGGACCAGGUCUGGAAUCCACCAACCAAAGACUGUGCAUAUGUUUUCUGCCACAUGGAUCUAUCCCAGCAUAACAUCAUCGUAGACCCAGUGACGUUGAAAAUCAAAGCUAUCAUCGAUUUUGAAUGCUCGGGCUUUUGGCCUGCGCAAUUUGAUUUCCCUUUUCAUACAAGGCUUGGCCCUUCAGUCGCUCGCGAAGGGGGGAUUGACGAUACAGACGAGCUGCUGAAAUUCCUCACAAGUCACGCAGAUGCCACAUUCACUAUAGCAUAA